Messenger RNA from Ectocarpus siliculosus, 1020 nucleotides. The record is from the annotation of a GenBank genome assembly. Lineage: Eukaryota; Phaeophyceae; Ectocarpales; Ectocarpaceae.
GUCGCCCAGAGGUCUCUCACGGCACACAUGACGCUUUUUUUCCACGCCACCCUCCCGUCAUUGCAGCUGGUAGGGCUGCUCCUUCUUUCGCGCAAUCACCGGCGUGUCCAGGCCUUUCGCGCCGGAAGCAGCUCCUCGAGUUUUAUUAGCAGAACGGGCCGAAGCCUCCCUCCUACGUCUACAACCGGGGGAGGCACCCGCGGCAGCACGCUGGCGGCCUCCUUCAACCCGUUCGCCGGCCUCGGCAAGAGCGUGAACAGCAUGCUCGCGGGGGCGACGGGGUCGGUGCCCGCCGACUUCGAGGACAAGGCUCCCUCGUGGGAGAGGCUGGAGGCGAUGUUGGAGGAGCGCCAGACGCCGGAGGAGAGGGAGGCGGUGGCGUUACGGGAGCGAGGGUACGGGCCCACCAGCGCCCUCGCCAACCUUCGCCUCUUCGAUGCCCCGGAGGGGACAGAACCUCGAGUCACCCUCUACCGGGAUCACGCGGGUUGGUGUCCCUACUGCGAAAAAGUCUGGCUCCUGCUCGAGGAGAAACGAAUUCCUUACAGGGUGAAAAAGGUACCGAUGCGGUGCUACGGAGACAAGCCGCGGUGGUUCAGCGAGGUCUCGCCUUCGGGGGCCGUGCCCGUGGCCGAGAUCGACGGGCGCAUCAUCUCGGAGUCUAACGUCAUCAUGCAGGUGUUGGAAGCGACGUUCACCGAGAACAACCCGCUUCUGCCCGCACCUGGCUCCCCCCAGGCGGGUCGCGCUGAAUCCCUGCUGGGGCUAGAGCGGGAGAUUUUUUCUGCCUGGUUCCGCUGGAUAACCAGCUCCAACCCAACCUCGGCCGCCUUCGAAGCGUCGGCAGAUAAGGUCGAAAAGGCGCUAAAGGACGGAGGCGGGCCGUACUUUUUGGGGAAAGAGCUAUCCUACGUGGACCUCAUGUACACGCCUUUCCUCGAGCGAAUGGCGGCUUCGAUCCCUUACUUCAAGGGGCUCGAGGUCAGGCGCAACCCUAGGUGGCCGAACAUGGACAGGUGA